AUGCCUCUACAGCGCUCUUCCUUCGACGUCUCUUCCUUCUUGGCCGGCCUGGGUCUGGCCACUGGAGCUGCUGUGGCUUUGACUUUGGGGAUAUCUCGAUACUCCCGCUCAUCUCGAGAAAGGCGUCUGCUGGAUAGCGCUCUGGAGAAGGGGAAAGCAGCCACGAAAAUCAAGGAUGAAGUUGAGAAGGACGAUGUUG
Messenger RNA from Perkinsus marinus ATCC 50983, 199 nucleotides. RefSeq lists its product as hypothetical. The transcript is spliced from 2 exons. The annotation marks the transcript as partial. The record is from RefSeq and is a predicted model, not a curated record. Lineage: Eukaryota; Perkinsozoa; Perkinsida; Perkinsidae.